Zingiber officinale is the source of this 2358-nucleotide messenger RNA. Its product is annotated as transcription factor TCP14-like. Gene Ontology annotation, cellular component: nucleus. The record is from RefSeq and is a predicted model, not a curated record. The transcript has a single exon. Gene Ontology annotation, molecular function: DNA-binding transcription factor activity; sequence-specific DNA binding. The coding region runs from base 363 to 1460 and encodes 365 amino acids. NCBI's taxonomy places the organism in Eukaryota, Viridiplantae, Streptophyta, Magnoliopsida, Zingiberales, Zingiberaceae.
UCAGAUCUCUCUCUCUCUCACUCACAUUCCCCAUGACCUAAAAUCCCUAUCUAUCUAUCCAUCUAUCUCCUUAUAUGCUCCGAGCUUUCAGUUUCGAGAAGCCCUACCGAUUGCAACAGUUCCCUACCAAAAACUAGUUUGCUCCUUCCUCUUAAAUCUUCUCUUCAUGCAUGAUCAUUUGUGUUUUGUUCCAGAUUCUUGGCUUGAUACCGGCCGGAGUUGGUUGGCUAGCUACUAGCUAGUUAAAUACAUCGAGUCUCAAGUUUUUUGCUGCUCGAUCGCAUCAAUUCAUGUACUAUAUCUGUGCAUGAUCUUGUCUCCGUUAAUUAAGUAUAGUUGCUGAUCGAUCGAGCUAGAGCUUGAUGGAAGGCGAGGCUGGAGGCGGAUCGUCGCGGCGCCCCAAUUUUCCUCUCCAGUUGCUGGAGAAGAAGGAAGAAGACUCCUGCUCCACAUCCACCUACCCUUCUCUGGCCAUCUCCUCCUCCGCCACGUCCACCGCGGCGGAGCAGCAGCUGGCGGAUGCGGGGGCGCGGAAGCCACCGCCCAGGCGGAGCUCCAACAAGGACCGGCACACCAAGGUGGAGGGCCGCGGGCGCCGGAUCCGCAUGCCGGCCCUCUGCGCCGCUCGCGUCUUCCAGCUCACCCGCGAGCUCGGCCACAAGACCGACGGGGAGACCAUCGAGUGGCUGCUCCAGCAGGCGGAGCCGGCCGUAAUCGCCGCCACCGGCACCGGCACCAUCCCUGCCAACUUCACCUCGCUCAACAUCUCCCUCCGCAGCUCCGGAACGUCGCUCUCGGCCCCCUACCACCUCCGCGCAGCCAACUACUUCAACUCCAUGGCCGCCGCCUCCCUCCCUGGCCCCUCCCUCCGUAUCCAUAACGACUGGCCGGAACACGGCGGCGGCUCCUCCUUCCCCUCCGAACGACCCUCCUCUUCCUCCUCCGUGCUACUAAACUUCAACUCAUGCAGCAUCGGCCUCGUCGACGCCUCGCCGGAGUCAGACACCGGAAGCCUGAGGAAACGCCGGUGGGAGCCCGAUCAGAUCCAGUUCCAGCAGCAGCAGCAGCAGCAACAACAGCAACAAAUAGCAGGCUACGGCCAGCAAUUCUCAAGCCAUAGCCAAAUCCCACCUGGAACAGUUUGGAUGGUCACAAACCCUAACACCCAACAAGAUCACAUCAACCAGCCGCCGCCGCCGCAGUCGCAGCAGCAGCAGUCCAUUUGGGCAUUCCCUCAAAUGGGCAGCAGCAGCUCCAUGUUCAGAGGAUCCACCGGCCUCCACUUCCUCAACUUCCCGCCCGCCGCCACUUCCAUGGCUCUUUUCCCGAACCAACAACUCGGCGUCGGAUCCAACGUCUACCGCUCGCCUUCGACGGCCUCCGAGGCGAUGGCCCCGUCCUCCACGUCCGGCCACUACCGGGAAAGCGACGACCGCCACGACGCCAUGAGCGAUUCCUGAUUAAUGAAUGCGCAGCCGCCAUCGAUCGUAUCAUCAUAUGCACGCAUUAAUUAUCUCAAUUCCCCUCCUCUUUCGGAUUAUUUCUCUUUCUAAUUCUUCAAUUAAUUUGGUUCUUUUAAUUUCUUUCGUGUAAUCAAAGAAACGAGAGUUCCAUCUGCCUAGAUAAUUAAUCUCCUCGUUCCCUGCUUGUUAAUUAAUUCGGAUCAUUUUCCAUUUGAUGCUUAGCUUCUUCAUUUUAGUCGAUCUACCGAAUGAGAUGCGAUUUGAGACGAGGGCAAUAAAGAAAGAGAGAGAGGAGGACAGAGGAGACCCUGCGUCGAACAGUAGAAAGACAGCAUGUGAAAAUUCAGAGAUGAGGUUGCUGUUCGUUGGAGGAUAUGGAGCAUAAGAUCAUGGACGUAGCUCAUGAGCUCAACAGCAUGUCAACUGCAACAUCCAACUCAGAGACUGACUCCCUCAAUGAUUGCAGGAAUUAAUUACCAAUGCUCUUGUUACACUAAUCUUCACAAUUGUCUCAGUGUGUGUCAGUGCUGCAUGACAAGGCUCCAAAUGACAUAAUUCCACGAAAUGAUCAUGCUGUCAAAUUUGAAGCUGAUGCCGAGUGAGUCUUAAUUAUCUACUACGUCGAGUUACAGUCGAUCGCCAUUGCCAUCCUUUUCAAAGACAGUGAUGACAAUAUUUAGUGGAGGGAAUGAAACAUUGGGAAAUACAGCCGGGAAGUAAGGUCUACAGACUACAGCACACACAAAUGAUGAUAUGAGAUGAGGGAUGAAGGUUGGGGUCGUUUCCUUUUAUGAGCUCUUUAUGUAUGCUAAAUUAUGAUGUCUGACACGGUUGUAGCUGCUUUAGGUUGAAGGUGAUGUCCUUAAUUGCUACCGCAUGCUUGAAAAAUUAUAUU